AUCAAGGAAAGUGAAAGAUUAUAAAACUCUUUUGUAGUGGGUAGUCAUGGUUGAUGAGAGAAGGGUACUGCGUCGAGAGAACCAAGGUUUAGCUGAUUAUGUGUUGAAGAAGAAGCGAGAAGAACACGCUGCUAGGCCUAAUGGUUUGUCGGAAAACAUGGAGAGGACUUUUGUUAAGGCGUAUAGAAAUGUCUGUGACGCCAAGGUUUCAGUUGACAGCCUCGAAGAAUUGUCGCAGAUCAAGGGCUUUGGUAAGUUGAUGCUUAAGCUCAUGCAAGGAUAUUUUGUUACUGGUGCUGCAAGUUCUCAGCAAGAAGAUUUAUCUGGGAAGAAGGCUAAGGGAACAGAACGGUACAUCCCGGGAAGAAAUACUACGACUUAUGCAUUACUAAUAACAUUGCACAGAGAGACUGAAAAUGGGAAGAAAUUCAUGCGUAAACAAGAGCUUAUAGAUGCUGCUGAAGCUAGUGGGCUUGCACACGAACCCAUUGCGCCAGUGAAAGGAAAAGGAAAAGCAGGGCGCGGAGACUCGAAGAGAGAGUGGUAUAGCGGAUGGAGCUCCAUGACGACACUUAUACAGAAGGGAUUGGUGGUGAAAUUUAGCAACCCAGCGAAGUACAUAUUGACAGAUGAAGGUCGGGAUGUAGCAAAUGAAUGUAUCAUGCGGUCUCAGUUAUCUAAUUCAGUGGACAUCUUAUCUGAUGAGGAAGUGGAUCCUGCACAGCAAGCAAGGAGAACACCUAAUCAAAAUCCAACCUUUACAUUGCAAGAAGAACAACAAUAUGUUGAUGCAAGAUCUUCUAGAGCACAAGCAUCUACAAAUACAGGUCAAGUUGACCUUGAGGGAUCUCCUGCUAAGAAGUUCCGAUCUUGCAAUGUUGGAUCCACCUUAAAUCCUAUGAAAGCCAGCUCAUCUUCUUUGGCAUCAAAUGGAACCAAAGGAGUAACAACUAUUCCACGUCUUCCACCUCUUAAAUUUGGAGAAGCUUUUGAGGAAGCAUAUGAUGUGAUCUUGAUACUGGAUGAUCGAGAACAGUUUGCCACCAGAGGAUCACGUUCCAUAGUUGAUAACAUAUGCUCUGUAUUCAAGAUUAAGAUUGAGGUUAGACGAUUACCAGUUGGGGAUUGUAUCUGGAUUGCUCGGCAUAAGUAUCAACAUGAUGAAUAUGUUCUGGACUAUAUUGUUGAGAGGAAGAGCAUUGAUGAUAUGCGCUCGUCGAUUAUGGAUAAUCGCUACAGGGACCAAAAACUUAGACUUCAGAGAUCAGGAAUCAAGAAGCUGAUGUACAUUCUUGAAGGGGAUCCAAACCAGUCUAAAGCAGCAGAAAGCAUUAAAACAGCUUGUCUCACAACGGAGAUUCUGGAAGGAUUUGAUGUGUUGAGGACAAACGGGCUGGGAGAGACGCUAAGAAAAUACGGUUAUCUCACUAAAUUGAUAUUCCAAUACUACAAGUCGCGGGUGAACGAUGAUGACCAGAGCAAAGUCCCAGCCUCGUGUCCUUCUUUCGAUGAUUUUGUCAAAAGGUGUCAAGACCUUGAUAAAAUGACAAUCAGCGAUGUAUUCGGCAUUCAGCUUAUGCAGGUAUUGAUUGAGUCUUGCAAAGCUUUAUUCAAGAUCUUAUAUGAAAAUUCACAAGAAUGCUUUUUGUUACAGAUCCCGCAGGUAACAGAGGAAAUUGCCAUAGCUGUUCUUGAUACGUACCCAACACUUUUGUCUCUUGUUUCUGCCUAUUCUAAACUAGAUGGGAAUGUCUCGGCGCAAGAAGAAAUGCUUAGGAAUCAAAGCAACAAUGUAAUAUGUGCGUCCGCUAGUAAGAACAUAUACAAGUUAGUUUGGGGUGGAUGACUUGACUUAUAACCUCUAGUGUUUGUGAGUUUGUCAUUUGACCUUUUUUUGUUGUGUAGAGAGAGUGAUCUGAAACUGCUCCAGUGCAUGUAUUAGCGACUAGCUCUAUUAGAUAGUCCUGGGCAAAAUAACCGAA
Molecule: messenger RNA, 1982 nt
Organism: Capsella rubella
Lineage: Eukaryota; Viridiplantae; Streptophyta; Magnoliopsida; Brassicales; Brassicaceae
Product: crossover junction endonuclease MUS81
Exons: 13
Coding region: 47-1846 (599 amino acids)
Biological process (GO): double-strand break repair via break-induced replication; DNA catabolic process; mitotic intra-S DNA damage checkpoint signaling
Cellular component (GO): Holliday junction resolvase complex; nucleus
Molecular function (GO): DNA binding; 3'-flap endonuclease activity; crossover junction DNA endonuclease activity
Source: RefSeq, a predicted model, not a curated record